Molecule: messenger RNA, 2117 nt
Organism: Capsicum annuum
Lineage: Eukaryota; Viridiplantae; Streptophyta; Magnoliopsida; Solanales; Solanaceae
Product: UDP-glycosyltransferase TURAN
Exons: 17
Coding region: 243-1724 (493 amino acids)
Cellular component (GO): endoplasmic reticulum
Molecular function (GO): mannosyltransferase activity
Source: RefSeq, a predicted model, not a curated record
GAUUAGUUGGAUUCAACUAUAUUAAUUUUUUACAUUUAAGCAUAAUGACCUCCACCUAAUUUGAAGAAAAAAAAUUCCAUGUUAAUUUUCCAAAGUUCCAUAUUGUUACCAAACAAGCCCCUAAUUUCUUCGGAUCUCCUACUUCGCUCUCCACUACCGCCGCAAGAAUUUGAUCAAACGAAAAUUCCUUAAUUUAAAUUCUCUUUCGAAAGUCUGAAACAAAGAAUUUUGAUUUGCAAGCCAUGUCAGGACAAAAUGAAUUUCGGAUCCGUCCUAGCGGUAGAGCAGCAGUAGUAGUUCUUGGGGAUAUUGGACGCAGUCCUCGUAUGCAAUAUCAUGCUCUUUCUCUUGCUCAUCAGGCUCAUCUAGAAGUCGACAUUAUUGCAUAUGGAGGUUCGGACCCUCAUUCUGCUGUAAAAGAGCAUAAAUCUAUUCACAUCCAUGAAAUGACACAUUGGCCAUCAAACCCUAGAAGUUUGCCAAAGAUACUCCAUCCUUUAUUGCUCAUAUUUAAGCCACUGGUGCAGUUUUUUAUGCUUCUAUGGUAUCUGUGUGUUAAAAUUCCGGCGCCUGAUGUUUUCAUAGUUCAGAAUCCACCAUCUGUUCCUACACUGGUUGCUGUAGAAUUGGCCAGCCGGAUUAGAGGUUCCGCAUUCAUUAUAGAUUGGCAUAACUUCGGAUAUACUCUUCUUGCUUUGUCUCUCGGAAGAAAUAGUCGGUUUGUGACUUUGUAUUAUUGGAUCGAGAAGCUUUUUGGGAAAAUGGCUAAUGGUUCCUUGUGUGUGACAAAGGCGAUGCAGCAUGAAUUGGCUCAAAACUGGGGAAUUAGUGCCACAGUUCUAUAUGAUCAGCCUCCUGAAUUUUUUCGGCCCGCUUCCCUCGAGGAGAAGCACAAGUUGUUUUGUGGGAUCGAUAAGAGUCUGAGAACGCCUUACAGCCUUCAAGACUGUCUUAGCAAUGAGGUACUAAUGACAGACGAUGACAAUCCUAAUGUAACUCUAUUUACAACUCAGUCUGGCAAAGAUAUUUCCUUGAAGUGGAAUAGACCAGCGCUGAUUGUAAGCAGUACAAGCUGGACUCCGGACGAAGAUUUUAACAUUCUCUUAGAAGCAGCACUAAUGUAUGAUAGAAGGGUUUCUGCAUUGCUGAAUGAGGAUGACUUGAAGAGGGAGGAUGUUUUCUGGCAGGAAAUCAAGGGUGGGAAGCAAUACCCUAGGUUAUUAUUUAUCAUUACAGGCAAAGGGCCUGAAAAGGAAAAAUAUGAACAGAAAAUAGCAAAACUCAACCUUAAACGUGUAGCAUUUCGUACUAUGUGGUUGGAGCCAGAGGAUUACCCGUUGCUUCUUGGAUCAGCAGACCUUGGUGUUUGCUUGCAUACAUCCUCGUCAGGGUUGGAUCUUCCAAUGAAGGUUGUGGAUAUGUUUGGCUGUGGAUUACCGGUGUGUGCUGUUUCAUACUCUUGUUGCAUGUUGACCCUUCUUCGCUGCCCUUUAUCAAGUAUCAACGAGCUGGUCGAAGUUGACAAGAAUGGCCUACUCUUCUCUUCUUCGUCAGAACUGGCAGAUCAAUUUAUGAUGCUGUUUAAGGGAUUCCCAGAAUGUGAUGAGUUGAAGUCGCUUAAACAAGGAGUAUUGACAAGUAGAUCUUCUAUUAAUUGGGCAACAGAAUGGGAAGCAAACGCCAAACCCUUAAUAUCGAAGGUUGUUUUUGAGAACUCGAGCUGAUUUUGAAGCAAAGAUUUCAGAACUCCGGUGUCUAUCAACCCACAGAUCCAAGGAACUUUAUAAAUUAUAUGCUCACCUAGCGUCAUACUUGCAAACCGAGCAAAAGAGGGUCCUUAACCAAUUUUUGCAGCUCUAUUUAGGAUCAUUAGUCACAGAUUUCUGUUUUGAUUUUUGUCAAAACUGAAGUUGUACAGCUUUACAAGUGGUCAUAUAGCACUGUUGAGGUUUCACUUGCCUUUGCCUCUCUUAGUAUUUUAACAAAGUUAUAUAUAUACAUUGUGGGAAAAUAGGUCUGUAGCUGAAGGUAGUUUUAUGACAUUCUCAGAAUACAUUUUGUCUGUUGUUUGAACCGAAAAAAGGACAGGAAUAACAGAUUUGAACACUUACAUUUAA